This is a messenger RNA of Hyphopichia burtonii NRRL Y-1933, 516 nucleotides long. RefSeq lists its product as uncharacterized. Bases 1 to 516 code for a protein of 171 amino acids. The transcript is spliced from 3 exons. Lineage: Eukaryota; Fungi; Ascomycota; Pichiomycetes; Serinales; Debaryomycetaceae. The record is from RefSeq and is a predicted model, not a curated record.
AUGACGAAUCAAAGUAUACCAGAAAAAGAAAGACAGCAAAAGGUUGAAGAAUUCUUUAAUGAAAACACUUGGAGAGUAGAGGCAACUUUUCCAUGUAUAACUGAGACGCAUUAUCAUCCAAAUGUUCAUGAAGCAUAUGCGGUAAUCCAAGGCUCGUCUACGUUGAUACUUGGGUUGGAUGUGAGAAACAUUCCUUCUAAAAUGACUUCUGAUCAGCUUGAAGAAAUUGAGAAGAAGACUGAGAUUCAAGUCAAGCUUGGUGACGUUAUCGUAAUACCGGCAGGAGUAUCUCACUGUUCCAAAAACUAUACAAAGAAUUAUCGAUACGUUGCAGCUUAUCCAACUAACGGUGAAAAGUAUAAAUCUGUUGGGAAGGGACAAGUUGAAAGAAAUGAAGGGAAAUAUGAUAACCACGAUGAUAUAGAGCAAUCAAUAAAAGCCGCUUUCCCCUUAGGAGAUCCAGUUUGCGGAAAGGGUCCUGGACAAAUUAAAGCCAACUACAAUGAUCUAACGUGA